Messenger RNA from Lodderomyces parapsilosis, 1506 nucleotides. RefSeq lists its product as uncharacterized. Gene Ontology annotation, molecular function: oxidoreductase activity, acting on the aldehyde or oxo group of donors, NAD or NADP as acceptor. The record is from RefSeq and is a predicted model, not a curated record. The transcript has a single exon. NCBI's taxonomy places the organism in Eukaryota, Fungi, Ascomycota, Pichiomycetes, Serinales, Debaryomycetaceae. The coding region runs from base 1 to 1506 and encodes 501 amino acids.
AUGUCAGCUCCAUUAGAACAGCAAGUUACUUUACCAGAUGGACAAAAAUUUGUCUUGCCCACUGGUUUAUUCAUCAAUAACGAAUUUGUUAAAUCAAAAGGCCAACACACUUUGGAAUCAAUAAACCCUGCCACCGGUGAAAUCAAUGGGACUGUUUAUGCUGCUGAAGCCGAAGAUGUUGAUGUUGCAGUCAAGGCCGCCAAAGACGCGUACAAGUCAUGGAAAAAGGUGACUGGGGUAGAUAGAGGUCUCUUGUUGAAUAAAUUGGCCGACAAAAUGGUUGAACAAAGAGAUUUGUUGGGAUCAAUUGAAGCUUGGGAUUCAGGAAAACCUAAAGAGCAAAAUGCCGUUUAUGAUAUUGACAUUUGUGUUGAUACUUUUAGGUAUUAUGCUGGCUGGGCUGAUAAAGUUACUGGGAAAGUUAUUCAAAAUGAUCCCAAGAAAUUGGCAUACACUGUCCAUGAACCAUUGGGUGUUGUUGGCCAAAUUGUUCCUUGGAACUAUCCAUUGGCUAUGUCUGCUUGGAAAUUGGCACCAGCUUUGGCCGCUGGUAAUUGUGUUGUUUUGAAAACUUCAGAGAUUACUCCAUUGUCAAUGUUGUAUGUUGCACAAUUGAUUAAAGAUGUUGGAUUCCCACCAGGUGUUGUCAAUAUCAUUUCAGGUUUUGGAAAGACUGCUGGUACUGCAUUGUGUGUACAUCCUGAUGUUGCCAAGAUUGCAUUUACUGGAUCUACAGCUACUGGUAAAUUGAUUGCCAAAACUGCUGCUGACACUAUGAAGGCGGUCACCUUGGAAUGCGGAGGUAAGUCACCAUUGAUUGUUCGAGCAGAUGCCGAAUUGGAUCAAGCUGUGAAAUGGGCAGCUGUUGGGAUCAUGUCCAAUCAAGGUCAAAUUUGUACUGCAAAUUCACGUAUUUAUGUCCAUGAAUCGAUUUACGAGAAAUUUCUCACUGCUUUAUCCGACCAUGUUCAAAAAGAGUACAAGCAAGGUACAAUGUUUGAUUCAAAAGUAAUUGUUGGACCUCAAGUUUCCGAGCAACAACGUGACAAGGUGUUGAAGUAUCUCGAAAUUGGUAAGCAAGAAGGUGCUAGAGUUGUAUUGGGUGGUGAGAAAAACACUGAAGGCGAAUUAUCAAAGGGUUUUUUCAUCAAACCAACAAUUUUUGCUGAUAUUAAACCAUCAAUGAGAAUUGUAAAUGAGGAAAUUUUUGGCCCAGUUGUAUCUGUUGGUAAAUUUAACACUGAUGAAGAAGCAGUUGAAUUGGCCAAUGGUACCGAAUAUGGACUAGGUGCAGCCAUUUUCACUCGUGAUUUAGUUGCUGCUCACACUAUGGCUUCUGAGAUUGAGUCAGGUAUGGUGUGGAUCAAUUCAUCCAACGAUUCUGAUGUUCAUAUUCCAUUCGGUGGUGUCAAGAUGUCUGGUGUUGGUAGAGAAUUGGGUGAGUAUGGUUUGGACAUGUACACUCAAGCGAAAGCUGUGCAUGUCAAUUUGGGAAACAGGUUGUAA